GUGAAUUAAUUCAACUGAUAAGUUUAAUUUCAACCAUAACAAAACAAUCUCGUAAAACGACAGAUCACAAAUUAUCACAAAAGUACCCGAGUUCCGAGACACGAGAGUAAUUUGGUAAUUUCACUGUUGUACCUGAGUUCCAAGACGCGAGAGAAAUCUGGUAUGAAUUACAGUGAUGUCCUGGUUAUCAGGAAUUACAGGUAAGGCAGAGCAGCUACUAAAUAAAUUGGACCAAUCAGCUGCUGAUGCUCUAACUACCACUGAGACCCAAUCUCAGGAGUGGCCAUCAAAAUUAAACACCCAGAGCCGUGUCACUUUGGAUUCUUCAUCCUUUGUUAGCAAACCUUUGAAACAAAGCACCACAUUAAAAACUCAGACCGUGUCAGAUAUUGGAUCAGCCUCAAGCAAAAAAAUUAAGCUAACUGCUGCUUCAGUACAGUCUGGUACCAAAACCCAAUUAAGUACUGCUACACCACAGUCUGGGACCAAGAAAAAAGUAGAUAAUGAUGAAGCAUUGUUCGAUUUUCUAAACAGCAGUGAACCAUUAGAUACUUCUAAGAAGAAAGUGACACCAACAAGUAGUGCUCGACAUUCCAGACAUUCUAGUACUUCCUCUGUUUUAUCAAAUAAGGGUGGAAAAAUAACAGAGAACCCUCCAUCAUCUAACAGUGGAUCAUCUAUUGUUCAUGUGGAUUCCAUCCAUGGCUCAGGAAGUGAAAGAGGAAGUCCUUCAGAAACAGAUGUAAAUGUAGAUGUUGCUACUUUAGCUGAAGCUAUGUUGGAUCAAAGUCCUAGCAACAGUGUUCAUAGUAGCCAAGACCAGGAGUCAACUGGAGAAACACAACAGACUUUGUCAUCCCUAGAGCUUGAGAACAAACUUCUGAAAAAUGAAGUACAGUCACUAAAUCAGGAAAUGUCUUCAGUAGUAAAUCGUGCUAAAGAGGCUGAAAUGGAGUUACUAAGACUAAAGAAAAAGAUGGAUGAAUAUAACCGAUCCUCUUCAAAACAUGAUCAUGUAUUGAGAGAGUUACAGACUAGAGAAUCAGAUCUAAUGGAAGUGUUAAAUGCUAAAGAUUCUCAGCUAGCAGUCUUGAGAAUAAGGUUAGAGGAAGCAGAUAAAAACUUGCAAAGUAGCAAAAAAGAAAUGGAUAGACUUCAAGGUGAAAAAUCAAGAAUACUUCAAGAUCAUACAGAUUCAAGUGGCAUGCACAGUCAGGCUUUAGACUCUCUGAAACAGAAACUUGCUGAAGUAGAAGAUUCAUUGAAAACAGAACAGCAGUCAUACAAGCAAGCACAGCAAGAAUCAGCUGGUAGACAAUGUAUAUUAGAAAAAGAACAGAAAACAUUUACAGACGCUUUAGCAUUGGCAGAAAAGAAGGCUUCUGAUGAUAGAACAAAAGUGAAAGAUUUGAUGAAUCAACUGAAACUAGCUCGACACAAUUUAGAUUGUGCAAAGCAAGAGCUGGCUGAAUACAAGGAGAAAGCCACAAGAAUUUUGCAGUCAAAAGAAAGACUAAUUGCAAGUCUAAGAGAAGGCUCAGGAGCGUCAGGGGAAUCUGUUGGUGUGUCAAAUCUAGAGUAUGAUUCUGUCAAGCAGGAGAGAGAUAUGUUUAGGGAAGAAUUGCAGCAUUCAAAGAUGACAGCUGAAAACCUAGGAUUAGAGCUGCAGGAAAUAGAGAGCCAGUUACAACAAGAUAAUGAUUCUGCUAAUGAACAGAUAAAGUCAAUGGAAGAGAAUUUGCAGGAAGAAAAAAGAAUACGGCUAGAUUUUGAACAGGAGAUUCUCAAUCAAAAGCAGGAGCUCCAGUAUACUGUUGAAGAAAUUAAUAGGCAAAAAACAGCAUUUCAAAAUAAGAUAGCAGAUAGAGAAGCUGACAUUGAAAAAUUACAAAAUCAGUUAACAACCAAGACAAUGAGUUCAUCAACAGAGGGAGAGUUAGAAUCCAGAGUUCGGUCUUUGACAGAAAGUUUGAUUCAAAAACAAACUAUGUUAGAAUCAUUAAGUACAGAAAAAAAUUCACUAACAGUACAGCUGGAGAGAUUACAGCAACAGUAUAAAGAUAUACAGUCAUCAUCUGUACGAACAAACACAACAGUAGUACAAGUACAUGAGGAAGACGAUGUCCGACAACGACUACCAGCUUUCAUGAGAGAAACCCCAACUGAUGCAGAAGUGACAAAGAAGAUGAAAAGAGCUGUAUCUACCAUAGACAAAUUUAGCAUCAGACUUGGAGUGUUCCUACGAAGAAAUCCCAUGAGUCGUAUUUUCAUUAUUUUGUAUAUGGGUUUGCUUCAUGUUUGGGUGAUGGUAGUGCUUAUGACUUAUCAACCAGAAAUACACGGUACAGACUCCAAACAACCACACGAUCCACAUACUUGAAGUGGUAUUUCAAAUAUGACUGUGUGAUAAAAUACCUUGUGCCUAUAUCGGACAUGCUGUUACAGAAAUUAUGCUAUAUGUAUCAUUUAUGCUGCUCUUGACAUUCAUAUUUUGUUUAUUAUCAAUGUAUUGGUGAUACUCGACAAAAUUCUAAAGCUCUGUGUUACAGUAAAAAGGAGGUUAUAUCUAAUAAAUCUUUCAAACUGUAUGUGGAAUGAUUUAACUAUAAUACAAACCUUUAUGUUUAAGCUGUCAUUGUGUCAUUUUACAACUGUAAGAAAGGAUAUCAAUAUUCAAUUACUUCUCUAUUUCGUCACCAUUUGUACCUUACCUUAUUUCUAGCAUAUCUAUAGGAGUUUUGUUGUUUACUGAUGUAUCAAAACAAAUAGAACAAUAUCAGUCAGAUCUUGGUAAAUGUAUUAUAAGAUUUAGGAAAAAUAACACUGUACAUGUUCUACCCAAAAGAUAUUUGCUUGAAUUUUGUUUAAACAACAUCAGUUCAGUCAACAUUUUUAGUAGACACUGAUGUCUUCAUCUUGUAUAUGUUCAAGUGACAAUUUAAGCACACAGUGGUGUCAUAGAAGUGACAUAAUCACUCCCCUGAAACUUUUCUAAAAUGUAAAUAUUUUAUCUUUGAAAUAUAUGAAAGGUUUGAUUUUCAUACGACCACAAAAAUUUUGUGGUCGUAUUAAUGGUAUGAAGUUGUCGUCAUCGUCGUCGUCGUCGUCCAAAGACGUUUGGUUUCCAGACAAUAAGUAUGGGUCUCUAUGAAAUUGUACCACAAGGUUCCAUACCUCAAAAGGAAUGUUGGGAUCGAUUUUGGCCGUUACUGUCCUAACCGUCUAGGAAUAAGGGACCAAAAACAAGAAUUUUACUUGUUUCUGGAUAUUAACUUGUGUAAAUUUAUCUCUAUGAAAUUGUACCACAAGGUUCCAUACCUCAAAAGGAAGGUUGGGAUUGAUUUUGGGGAUUAAGGCCCAAACCGUUUAAGUAUUAGGAGGUAAAAAAAACAAGGAUUUUCUGGUUUCCGGAAAAUUACUUAAGUAUAAGUCUAUGGAUCUAUGAAAUUGUACCACAAGGUUCCAUACCAAAAAAAAGGGAGGUUUGGAUGGAUUUUGGGGGUUAUGGCACUAAUGUAUAGGAAUUAGGGGCCAAAAAAAGGGCCACAAACAUUACUUUUCUAAUACUUUGUUCUUGACCAAUUUCAAUGGGGUUUAAUUCAAAGUCUUGAAUUUUUGGGUUUCUUUAAUAUGCUGAAUCUAAUCGUGUAUAUAGAUUUUGGGCCCCGUUUUCAAAUUGGUUCAAAGGGUCCAAAAUUAAACUUUGUUUGAUUUCAUCAAAAAUUGAAUUAAUGGGUUUUUUUGAUCUACCGAAUCUAACUGCAUAUUUAUAUUUUAAAUUUUGGGCCUGGUUUUCAAAUUGGUCCACAUUAAGUCCAAAGGGUCCAAAAUUAAAACUUUUUUUUUUGGUUUGAUUUCAACAAAAAUUGAAUAUAUGGGGUACUUUGAUAUGCUAAAAUCUAACCGUGUUUUUGGAUUUUGUGCCCCGUUAUCAAAUUGGUCCACAUUGAGUUCCUAAGGGUCCACAAUUAAACUUUGAUUUAAUCCAAAAUUUCAUUCUUGGGGUUAUUUGAUAUUCUGAAUCUAAUCAUGCAUUUAGAUUUUGGAUAUUGGACCAUAAUAGGUAAUUGUCCAAUUUCAAAUUUUUGAGUUCUUAGACCACAGUUUUUCUGUGUCGGAAACCUAUGUUGUGUCAAAUAUUUAAUCACAAUCCAAAUUCAGAGCUUUAUCAAGCUAAAAUUUUGUAUCCAUACUGCCCCAACUGUUCAGGGUUCGACCUCUGCGGUCGUAUGAAUCUGCGCCCUGAGGAGCAUUUUAUUGAUAAAAUGUAGUCAAUAAAUUUACUCAUGUAAUUUUCUGCUAUUUUAAUUAAUCCAGAAACAUAAGAUGCGUGCAUCGAAAUUGGUUAGGGCCAAGUUCGCUAUUACAAUCACAUAGAAUCUGAUGUCCGUCCUAAAUUUAAAUAAAAAUCUCCUCUGAAACCUCUUUGGCCUAUUAACGCCAAACUUGGUCACAAUUAUCCAUAGUGUGUUUAGUUAGAAAAUGAUGGAUUUAGCUUGCAGACCUUCAAACAUGUUCAUUUUAUACAAUUAAUCUUUUGGGACGCAUCACAUUUGCUCGAAUUUGAGGAUUAUUCUUUUUUAUGUUUCCUCGCAUCUUUUGAUAAUUAUUUGCGUUCGUAUUAUGUUAUGGUGUUGUCUGCGUCUGCUUCUGAAGACAUUUUGGUUCGCAGACAAUAACUUGAGUAUAAAGUGCAUGGAUCUCGAUGUUUUUUUUAGGAUAUUGUAUUAAUGAUGAAUUAUAUUUUGGAAAUUG
Mytilus californianus (California mussel) is the source of this 4755-nucleotide messenger RNA. RefSeq names its product golgin subfamily A member 5-like. The transcript has 15 exons. Gene Ontology annotation, cellular component: Golgi cisterna; Golgi membrane. The record is from RefSeq and is a predicted model, not a curated record. Lineage: Eukaryota; Metazoa; Mollusca; Bivalvia; Mytilida; Mytilidae. The coding region runs from base 176 to 2380 and encodes 734 amino acids. Gene Ontology annotation, biological process: retrograde transport, vesicle recycling within Golgi; Golgi organization.